GCUCAACGCCGGUCCUCGCCUAAAACCUAAAACCCUAAACCCUCUGCAUAGGGAUUGGGAAGAAGAAAACCCAACAAUAUAAACUUUUUCUAACUUUUUUUCUUUCAAUUCUGGAAUAAUGGAGCAAAGAUUGGGAAAUACAUGGCGAAUGACAGUGAAUGAGAAGAAGUUCAUAGAAUCUGCUUUAGAAUCUGAACUAAGAGUUGAUGGUCGCCGUCCUUUUGAUUAUCGAGCCCUCACUAUCAAGUUCGGCAGAGAAGAUGGUUCAUCAGAAGUUCAACUAGGGCAAACUCAUAUUAUGAGUUUUGUUACGUCGCAACUAGUGCAACCUUAUCGAGAUCGACCAAACGAAGGAACUCUUUCAGUAUUUACUGAGUUUUCACCAAUGGCGGAUCCUUCUUUUGAGGCAGGUCGUCCUUCAGAGUCUGCUGUUGAGUUGGGUCGCAUUAUUGACAGAGGGUUAAGGGAAAGUAGGGCUGUGGACACUGAAUCACUCUGUGUUGUGGCUGGGAAGUGGGUGUGGUCAAUUCGUAUUGAUCUCCAUAUUUUGGACAAUGGAGGUAAUCUUGUUGAUGCUGCCAAUAUUGCUGCUUUAGCUGCGCUUUUGACAUUUCGGAGGCCUGAAUGUACACUAGGAGGAGAUGACGGGCAGGAAGUGACACUGCAUCCACCCGAGGUGAGGGAGCCACUUCCCUUGAUUGUACACCAUCUACCUAUAGCAGUAACUUUUGCAUUUAUUGGAGACGAGCAUAUGGUUAUAGAUCCAACACAUCAUGAAGAAGCUGUUAUGGGAGGAAGAAUGUCCGUCACCCUGAAUGCAAAUGGUGAUGUCUGUGCAAUUCAAAAAGCUGGAGGACAUGGUGUCAUGCAAAGUGUUGUCAUGCAGUGUCUACGCAUAGCAUCAGUAAAAGCCGGAGAUAUAACUAGCAAAAUUAAAACAGUUGUUGAAUCUUAUAAAACAGAGAGAGCUCUCAGAAUGGUCAAGCGACAUGCUCCUAUUAAUGCUGUUGAUGUCAAUGAACCAGGUGGAAAGGCUAAGCAAAUUUUGGAGGGGCAAAAAUUGAAAUCAGAAGAGUGCAGUGCUAGUCAGAGUGAUGACAUGGAUGUCGAGCAGGGUAGAAUCAACAAGAGGACUGAUAAGAACCGGAGUUUCACAGGCGGGCCGUCCAGUUGGGAUCCAUAUUCAGAGGGUGUCAACACUGACGAAUUGAAAGCUACUCUUGCUUCUCGUGGUUCAGUUGCAGUGCCUAUGAAUCUAGACAAUUUAGGUGAUACUAUUAGAGAUGAAACAAAAUCAGAUGAACCACUUUCAGAUGUUAAUCCAGUAUCUUCCUCGACUGACUCAGCUGGAAAAGAAAUGGCAACGAGCAAAGAAAAAACUUUACAAGAUGCUGUUAAGCCUAAAAACAAGCGGAAAAAGAAGAAAUCAUCUAAUACUGCCGCAGUUUAGAGAAUGCAUGUGUGAUCUAUCUUCUUGAGAUAGACAUUACUAUGCAUGGUAAUAGUAAAUUCUGUGACUAAUUGCACAGUUGGAGAGGCUCAUGAAGUUCCCGAUACAAGCAGUUACAUCAUUGUGUCUCAAAUUGAAGGACAUGAAUUGAAACCACCAUUGCCAUCGAUGUUCAGUGUGAAUGGAUAUGAUUAAAGAAUGCUGCAUUUGGUAUUGGUUACCUAGCUUGAGUUCCAAUCACUUGAUCCCGCAGCAGAACUAGUGGCAUAUUCUGAAAUCUUGAUUUGAACUUCUUUCCUGGACUUGAACUCGGGACUCAGAGGAAGAGUAAAAAUGCUUUGUUAUUGAGAGUUUUCGCUUUUGAUGUUUUCUUUGUCCUUGUAGAGGAUUUCUAUAUGUAGAGUUGUAGAGAAAAGACAAUUACUUUGUAGACGCUCUUCUGCUAGACUUGACUGAUCAACUGUUUAUGUGAUAACCCUAUUCGAUUGGCCUAAA
This is a messenger RNA of Solanum stenotomum, 1945 nucleotides long. RefSeq names its product exosome complex component RRP45A-like. The transcript is spliced from 11 exons. Gene Ontology annotation, cellular component: nuclear exosome (RNase complex); cytoplasmic exosome (RNase complex). Gene Ontology annotation, biological process: nuclear mRNA surveillance; U5 snRNA 3'-end processing; nuclear polyadenylation-dependent rRNA catabolic process. The record is from RefSeq and is a predicted model, not a curated record. Lineage: Eukaryota; Viridiplantae; Streptophyta; Magnoliopsida; Solanales; Solanaceae. Bases 119 to 1450 code for a protein of 443 amino acids.